Molecule: messenger RNA, 2091 nt
Organism: Vidua chalybeata
Lineage: Eukaryota; Metazoa; Chordata; Aves; Passeriformes; Viduidae
Gene: BCS1L
Product: mitochondrial chaperone BCS1
Exons: 8
Coding region: 418-1677 (419 amino acids)
Biological process (GO): protein insertion into mitochondrial inner membrane from matrix; mitochondrial respiratory chain complex III assembly
Cellular component (GO): mitochondrial inner membrane
Molecular function (GO): ATP binding; ATP hydrolysis activity
Source: RefSeq, a predicted model, not a curated record
CAUGGCAGACCUGCGGAGGGAGGUGGAGAAGCUUCAGGUCCCCGGAGCAUGCGGCUAUAAUCUAGACGUGGAGGUGUGCCUUCUACCACCGUGCCCGUUCUCAGCAGCAAAGACCCGGCUCUUGGCUCAGCCUGGGGUUUGCUUCAGCUUUUUCAAACGAUAAAUCUUAAAUAAUUGCAGUGCUCAUGAUUUCUAGCUGUUCAGAUAAUAAAACCCUGUAAAACUCUGGCCUUCUUGUUUUUACUGAAGAAGCUCCAGAUGCUCCUGUGCUUCUUCAAGAGCCUCCUGGCCCCCUCCUGCUUGGCUCACCCAGUGACCUGCAGAGAGGAAGAAGGUUCCUGCAGCCAGCAGGAACACUUGGUUUGUUGCCGGAGUGCAGAAACAAUGCUGUGGAAAGGAGCUGCCUAACCUCUCACAAUGCCCCUUUCUGACUUUGUCUUAGCACUGAAGGACAACCCAUAUUUCGGGGCUGGGUUUGGCCUCGUCGGGGUGGGCACAGUCCUGGCAGCAGCCCGUAAGGGGGCCCAGUUUGGGCUGGUGGCUUUCAGGCGCCACUAUAUGAUCACCUUGGAGGUGCCCAGCAAGGAUAAGAGCUACCAAUGGCUGCUGAACUGGGUCUCCCACCAUGCCAAGCAUACGCAGCACCUCAGUGUUGAGACAUCAUACCUGCAGCAUGAAAGUGGGCGUGUCAGCACCAAGUUCGACUUUGUCCCCAGCCUCGGGAAUCAUUUCAUCUGGUACCGCAGGAAGUGGAUUCGCAUCGAGCGCAGCCGGGAGACGCAGAUGCUUGACCUGAACACAGGGACCCCCUGGGAGUCUGUCACCUUCACUGCACUGGGCACUGACCGGGAGAUCUUCUUCAAUAUCCUUCAGGAAGCCCGGGAGCUGGCGCUGCAGCAGCAGGAGGGGAGGACGAUCAUGUACACGGCUGUGGGAGCAGAGUGGCGUCAGUUCGGCUUCCCCCGCCGCCGGCGGCCCCUCAGCUCCGUGGUGCUGGAGGAAGGUGUUUCAGAGAGGCUGGUUCAGGACGUGAAGGAGUUCAUCAACAACCCCAAGUGGUACAGUGAAAGAGGCAUCCCCUACCGAAGAGGCUACCUGCUUUAUGGUCCUCCUGGAUGUGGGAAAAGCAGCUUCAUCACAGCCCUGGCUGGGGAACUGGAGUACAGUAUCUGCCUGCUGAGCCUCAGUGACCACAGCCUCUCUGAUGACCGGCUCAAUCACCUCCUGAGUGUAGCACCGCAGCAGAGCAUCAUCCUGCUGGAGGAUGUGGAUGCUGCCUUCGUCAGCCGGGACCUUGCUGCUGAGAACCCGGCUGUGUACCAAGGCAUGGGGCGCCUGACCUUCAGUGGUCUCCUCAAUGCGCUGGAUGGUGUGGCCUCCACAGAAGCCAGGAUUGUCUUCAUGACCACCAACUAUGUGGACAGGCUGGACCCAGCUCUGGUGCGUCCUGGCCGUGUGGAUCUGAAGCAGUACGUGGGCCAUUGCUCCCGCUGGCAGCUCGCCUGCAUGUUCCAGCGCUUCUACCCCGAGCAGCCCCCGGCUGCAGCCCAGCGCUUCGCGGAGCAGGCACUGGCAGUCUCCAAACAGAUCAGCGCUGCCCAGGUGCAAGGCCACUUCAUGCUUUACAAGACGGACCCUGAAGGAGCCACUUCAAACAUAAGCUCCAGCCUACUGUGACAGGGGCCAGCUUUCCCUUGUGACACUGAGAGGACUGGGACAAAGAUUUGACCAUCCUGGGGAUGCCAUGAAGCUGCCCACCUGUAGACCUAUACCUCUCCUAUGCCUUGGUUUUGGAGAGUCAGAGCUGCCAGCCUCACAGCAAGGGAGGGAAUCCGGCUCUUGCUGCUCCCCAGACUUGGGUGCUACUGCACCAGCCCUGCUCACCAGUGUGUGCCUCAUGUUGGGAUUGCUGUAAACUACCAAGGCUCCUGGUGUGAAUCCCCUUCCUUAUGGGUCAGCCUGGAGGUGUUCCAGAAGGGAAUUUCCUUUGGGCAGGACAUUGGGGUUCUACACUGCUAAAAGCAUCUGGUCUUUUUAAAGGCCGGUGGUCUCACUGGUUUAUGAAUAUCCUCUGUGAAGUGCACAACACAA